UAAAUUUUGUUUCUGAGUGAAGAUCACUAGAAGGAAAUCAUUCUAACAGAACGGACUUCCAGUCAUUGAUUGUGGAACGACUUAACUUAUUAUUUUGAUAGUGCCUAAAAAUAUAAAAUAUUAAAUAAUAUUGAAAUGGCGUCCGAAGAUGCUACUGGUACUUCUACGAUUAAAUAUUAUACACGUGCCGAAGUUGCAAAAUAUAAUACAGCUACAAAUUCAUGGAUAAUUAUUCAUGAUAAAGUGUAUGAUGUGACAAAAUUUUUAAAACAGCAUCCUGGUGGUGAAGAAGUUAUUUUGGAACAUGCUGGACGAGAUGGAACAGAACCCUUUGAAGAUAUUGGUCAUUCUAGUGAUGCAAGAGAAAUGAUGGAACCAUAUAAAAUAGGAGAAUUAGUAGAAGAAGAAAGAACAAAAAGUGACGAUAAGAAAGAACGGGACUGGGCAAAUGGUGCUUCAAAUGGAGAUAGUUCUAGUAAUAGAGAAAUGCAGUCUAUUCCUGGCUUUAAUCAUUUGCUGCAUGGUCAUGUGAUGAUUGGCUAUUGCAGUGGUUCUUGGAGAUCCUGGCUGAUUCCUGUUGUACUUGGGGUGCUAGCAACUCUUAUCUACCGUUAUUUCAUCAGCGCACAUUGAAACAUUCCAUAAGAUUAUUAUCUUAUUUUAUAAACAUAUAUAUAUAUAUAUAUACAUAUAUAUAUAUAUACAUAACGUGUUAAGAAUUGAUUGUUGUGUAUAAUUCGGCGUGAACAAUCAUUCUAUGUUACACACUAUUGUAAUUAUUUUUUAUUGGAAGCUGUGAGAAGCUAAACAAUCGGGUGGUCUAGCAUUUAUAUCUAGAGAACAUCAGACAUAAUAUAUCUGUAUGUAUAUAUGUGUAUCAAUUAGUACAGUAUCUAUGAAGCCAAAAAUAAAUUAAUUUAAUUUGCAUGACUGUGGUCGGCUUCCUUAAAAAAAUAAAACAUUUCCUUAGAUACAAAAAGAAAUUGACAGAUCAUUUACGAUUUACAUUGAUAUAUCAAUAAAGUGAUCUAUUUUUUAUCACUGUUUUUUAAAUGUUUUAUUAUUAUAAGUUUAUAAAUAAUAUGACAUAAGAACUAUGAAAGCUUAAAUAUUCUCGUCAAAAAUAAAUGUACAAUACGUUACGAUUAAGAUAAUUAAAUUUCAAAAAUACAUAAAUGUAUAUGAAUUUUCUUAGAAAUAAAUAAAUGUUGAUAUUUUUAUUA
This is a messenger RNA of Vespa velutina, 1223 nucleotides long. It is a transcript of the gene Cyt-b5, whose product is annotated as cytochrome b5-like. Lineage: Eukaryota; Metazoa; Arthropoda; Insecta; Hymenoptera; Vespidae. Bases 136 to 633 code for a protein of 165 amino acids. Gene Ontology annotation, cellular component: membrane; intracellular membrane-bounded organelle. The transcript is spliced from 5 exons. Gene Ontology annotation, molecular function: heme binding. The record is from RefSeq and is a predicted model, not a curated record.